GAUUGAUUAUAUGUAAGUUGCUGCCGCGGGAGUCUGAGAAGCCAGAAUUAGCCCGCAAAAAGAGCUUAGAGAGUCAUUCGUUGAAGCAUACAGCUUGGCCUGUUCAGCUCAUGCUGCCGCAAGCUGUCAAUACUGUAUUGUUGUCGCCAAUGUCUUCGGCAGUAAGAUUGCAGUCAAGGCCAGUAAGCCGCUUUUCUACGGGCCUUUCUUUGCCCUAUGGCGUCCGCCCCUCCAUAAAUUCCGCGUUCGAAGCUAGCGGUCGACUGGGCACAUUUGUGUCAAGAAAGCUUCCUACAGCAUCAUGCGCUGCAUCCAUAUUCGCAAAGUCUCACCUUAGCGUGUCCUCUGACAGCCACACCUUUCGUGGGCUCAGCUCCUCAAGACAAUCCUUGUUGAAGAGGAGCUCAGUCGAUAAAAUGCACAGGGGUGCCUCAACGCCUCCUACUGGCACCUUGUCGGACAGCGAAGGUUACGUUGAAAGAAACGAGUCCGAUUUCACUAAGGAAGAACUCGAUGACAUAGAGGCAUACACUAUCGUCCACGUGGGCUAUGACGAAACUGGCUUGCUCAUGUGGAUCUGGAUCUGCCCCAAGAACUACAAAAAGGGGGUGCCAAGGUUGCGGGUUUCAAGGUCAUAUGGACAAGUGGUUUACAAAGACUGGUUCACGAUGACAAUCGAAGACAAUCCAAGAACGUUUGGGGACAGAGGGAACAUCUCUUCCGGCGACGUUCUUCUAGUCAAAAAGUUCAUCCAUAAGAAUCGGACGGUUUUAGAAAGAUUUUGGGAGCAAGAGGAGGAUUAUGAUUGGACUGAACUUCUUGCUGAUUUGCAGACGGUGUGACACCCAACUGGAGCUUUACCUCUUAACUGGCUUUUGACCAUUUUAGCCUAGCAUGCG
Messenger RNA from Klebsormidium nitens, 899 nucleotides. The record is from the annotation of a GenBank genome assembly. Lineage: Eukaryota; Viridiplantae; Streptophyta; Klebsormidiophyceae; Klebsormidiales; Klebsormidiaceae.